AUGUCAACAGGCAAUCAGCCCAUUCGUAUCGACUGGCAUGCGACAAUACCUCUUUCCGAUGGGGUGGUGCUUUCGGCACAGAUAUGGCGGCCAGAAGACUCGGAUACUACUCCUGUGCCGGCAAUUCUCGAAUACCUCCCCUAUCGAAAGCGGGACUACACGGCGCCUCGUGAUGCUUUGAACCAUCCUUACUUUGCCAGCCAUGGCUACGCUUGUGUCCGAGUGGACAUGCGUGGUGCAGGCGAUUCUGAAGGAGUACUGCUUGGGGAAUACCUCAAACAGGAACAGGAUGAUGCCCUGGAGAUUCUGAAAUGGAUUGCUGACCAGGACUGGUGCACUGGAUCGAUCGGCAUGAUUGGUAUCUCGUGGGGUGGCUUCAAUGGGCUCCAGGUUGCUGCACGUCGUCCUCCUGAGCUUAAAGCUGUAAUCUCGAUGUGCUCAACUGACGAUCGGUACAACGAUGACAUCCAUUAUCAGGGAGGGUGCAUGCUUGUCGACAAUUUCUUGUGGGGCGCAACGAUGUUCGGCAUGAACCCUCUGCCACCAGAUCCAGCUCUUGUUGGCGACAAGUGGCGAGAACUCUGGCUGAAACGCCUCGAGGCUGGUGGCUUGUACAUGGUUGACUGGCACGAGCACCAACGUCGAGAUGAUUUCUGGAAACAUGCCUCCGUCUGCGAGGACUAUACGUCAAUCCAGUGUCCCGUAUACUUGGUUGGCGGAUGGAUGGAUCCCUACUCGAACACGAUUUUCCGCAUGCUCCAAAAUUUGACUUGUCCCAAAAAGGGUCUUGUCGGGCCCUGGGCUCACAAAUAUCCCAACUUUGCGGAGCCAGGGCCACAGAUCGGCUUUUUGCAGGAAUCUAUCAGAUGGUGGGACAAGUGGCUAAAGGGAAUUGAGACAGGGAUCAUGGAUGAACCACCUCUUCGAUGCUAUCUGCAAGACACUGCACCACCAAAGACACAUUACGACUUCCGUCCUGGCCAUUGGGUGGCCGAGAGCGGCUGGCCUAGCCAAGGAGUUAUGACCCGGCCCAUGGGACUUGCGCCUGGUCGGAUCACGGAUGCAGUAGCCUCUAGCGACGAGCAUCUCUCCAUUUGCUCUCCGCAAACAGUUGGACUUGCUGGAGGCCGAUGGUGUGUCUUUGGGCUUGAUGCGGAUGAGCCAGGUGACCAACGCCAAGAGGCUGGAGGGUCUCUUGUCUUUGACAGCAAAGGCUUGACUCAACCAUUGGACCUUCUUGGUUCUGUCAACCUUCAUCUACGGGUGGCAAGCGAUAAGCCAAACGCAGUCAUUGUCGCGGUUCUUUCUGAGGUGUUACCAGACGGUUCGGCGACAAGAAUUUCGUGGAAUCCUCUUAACCUCACCCAUCGCAACAGCCAUGAAAAGCUGGAACCCCUUGAACCUGGCCGUUUCUACGAUGUUACCGUCAAGCUGAACGAGAUGGGCCAACGUAUCGGCGUGGGAAGCCGAAUCCGCCUCGCGCUAUCUACGUCCUAUUGGCCGACCAUUUGGCCCUCACCAGAACGUACGACUCUCACGAUCGACUGCGCCAAGAGUAGCUUGGAGUUGCCAGUCCGCUCUGCAAGCCCUCUGGAUGCCCAGCUGAAACCCUUCCAACCAGCUGUCAACAGCGGACCACUGAAAACAAAAGUCUUCCGUCCUGCGAGGUCCUCCAACAAAAUCAUCCAGGACCUGAACACUGGUGAAUUCACGGUUCGUCUGGAGGAAGAUGCUGGAUAUUGGGAGAAUCAGGCGACCGGCUGGCGUUAUGGUAGUGAUCAGACCAUCAUUGAAGUGGUGCAUCCUGAUGAUCCUUUGUCAGCCCGUGCAGAGCAGCACUUCCGAAAAGAGUUCGGGCGAGAAGGCUUGGAUCUGCUUGUCACAGGUUGGGCCAAAAUGUCCGCCACCAAGACAGACUGGAAGUUGACUGCACGCCUAGAAGCGUGGGAGCAGAAGGAGCGCAUUUUCGAGCGAGACUAUGCAUUUAGCAUCCCCCGUGAUGGCGUCUAG
Exophiala dermatitidis NIH/UT8656 is the source of this 2010-nucleotide messenger RNA. RefSeq lists its product as uncharacterized. Gene Ontology annotation, molecular function: dipeptidyl-peptidase activity. Bases 1 to 2010 code for a protein of 669 amino acids. NCBI's taxonomy places the organism in Eukaryota, Fungi, Ascomycota, Eurotiomycetes, Chaetothyriales, Herpotrichiellaceae. The record is from RefSeq and is a predicted model, not a curated record. The transcript has a single exon.